This is a messenger RNA of Haemonchus placei, 1095 nucleotides long. NCBI's taxonomy places the organism in Eukaryota, Metazoa, Nematoda, Chromadorea, Rhabditida, Trichostrongylidae. The record is from the annotation of a GenBank genome assembly.
AGGAUCGCCAGGGAGGACCAUGGCCUUCGGAUAAUGGUGUUAUCUACAGUCGAGCAUAUAAAUGAGUACUAUCCGAGAUUCCGGUUAAGUUAUCAGAUUAGAUGGACAUGGAGAAGUCGCUGUGCCAGUGUAACCAACAAAGAAAACAAUUCAAUCAUCAACUUCUUAAGACCAGGAGGUCGACAAGUGAUAAAGAGACAUAUCAACUGGAACCAAGGAUUUUCUUUUUCUGAGCCUAUUCUCCUUUCCAGAUCGACAAGCAACUGUGUUUUUCCUGGCUACGGUAUGAGGACAUUGUGCGAGCUUGCAUCCGAUGCAGACUUCGACAGUGAUCGUCACUGGAAUCGUUGUGGAAACAUUAUGGACUAUUUCGCAUGUUACUUGACAGGCUCCGACAAAGUGUUCAUGAGUGAGGCUAACGCAUACUGUUGGGGAUACUCGACAGGACUACGGUGGAACUCGGAAAUCUUACCGUUCACACCGAAAUGGAUCAAAUUGCCAGAAAUAGUGCGCACAGAUGUUGGUACCGGUGUUCCGAUUGGCGUGGCGAUAGCUGACCUUCACGGGUCCAUCACAUCUGUUCGUGGGAAUAUAAUCAUUGGUACCUCGAGCCAGCUGUGUUUCGUUCUUUCAAAUUCCCUGUCGCUCCCGACGAUGCCAAUAACUACUCAUAUCUUCCCGUUCACAGAGGGACUUACAUUGCUAGCAGCCGCAUCGAUGAACGGCGGAAACACAUUGGAUGCAUUUAUCAGUGUAUCUUCGUCCCAACUAAAAAAUAACACACAAGCAAGCGUGCCCGAAGUGAAGCCUUUAUUCACCGCUGAGCGAGGCUCUCAGGAUACAGGAGUGGAGAUUCAUGGCCUCAAACCGGACACAACAUUAAUACAGGCUCUUGUGCAGAAUCUGUUUGCCUUAGUGCCGACCGAUUUACUCACGUCCUACGGUGUUAAGAAAUUGUUCCUAGUUGGCAGUGCUAAGAAGGAUCGCUUUCGAGUGCACAUUGAACGAUACCUGCAGAAACAUCGAAUCGCAGAUCAGAUAGAGCUGAUAUAUGCUGAGACCGACACGUCUGCGGCAUAUGGUGUAGCCCUGUGA